GUGCUGAGACUUCCCUCCAGAAUCAUCCAAAAUGGAGCCUCUUACAGCUUACCCUUUAAGAUGUUCAGGGCCCAAAGCAAAGGUAUUUGCAGUUUUGCUGUCUAUGGUUCUAUGUACAGUAAUGCUAUUUCUUCUACAACUAAAAUUCCUAAAACCUAAAAUCAACAGCUUUUAUACUUUUGAAGUGAAAGAUGCAAAAGGAAGACCGGUUUCUCUGGAAAAAUUUAAAGGCAAAGAGGUUACACUAGUUGUAAACGUGGCUAGUGACUGCCAACUCACAGACAGAAAUUACUUAGCACUGCAGGAACUGCACAAAGAGUUUGGACCAUUCCACUUCAGCGUCUUGGCUUUUCCGUGCAAUCAGUUUGGAGAAUCGGAGCCCCGCCCAAGCAAGGAAAUAGUAUCUUUUGCAAGAAAUAACUACGGAGUAACAUUCCCCAUCUUCCACAAGAUUAAGAUUCUAGGACCUGAAGCAGAACCUGCAUUUAGAUUUCUUGUUGAUUCUUCAAAGAAGGAACCAAGGUGGAAUUUUUGGAAGUAUCUGGUCAACCCUGAGGGUCACGUUGUGAAAUCCUGGAGGCCAGAGGAACCCAUUGAAGUCAUCAGGCCUGAUAUAGCAGAUCUGAUUAGACAAAUGAUCAUUAAAAAAAGAGAGGAUCUAUGAAAAUACCAUUGAGCCUUUCUAAUGCAAUAGUCAGAAUACAGAAAUGUCUCCAUGAGGGUUUAGUCUCGUUUUAAAUACUCUGACAAUUAAAUGUGACACUGAAGAAUUUUUUGUUGUUGUUAUUUUACUAGUGAGUGGUAAUGAAUGUCCCCACAACAGAGAUGUUACCGAAAGCAAAAAUAAAGGGUACCCAAAGAAUCAAAAUGAAAUAAAGAAAACACUUCAUUUGACCACACUAAAGAAUUCAGAAAAUACAGUUACCGAUGUGCUUCAAUACCCUAUUGUUCAACUUGACAUUUUCUAGGAUUAUAAUGAAUAGAAAUGCCAACAUACUAGACCAUUGUUUGAUUUCAAGACUUUGUGUGUGACUGAAAUUUCUGGAGUAACUAAC
Rhinolophus ferrumequinum (greater horseshoe bat) is the source of this 1055-nucleotide messenger RNA. RefSeq names its product glutathione peroxidase 8 (putative) (gene GPX8). The record is from RefSeq and is a predicted model, not a curated record. Gene Ontology annotation, molecular function: glutathione peroxidase activity. Gene Ontology annotation, biological process: response to oxidative stress. Lineage: Eukaryota; Metazoa; Chordata; Mammalia; Chiroptera; Rhinolophidae. Bases 32 to 664 code for a protein of 210 amino acids. The transcript is spliced from 3 exons.